CACGAUCAGUUAUCAUCCAUCAUUAUCAUAAUCGUCGUAUAAGUUAAUAUAAACUGUGAACUUUGUUCAUUGAAUAAUCAUCAUAAUAAUAAUAAAAAUUAAAUUUCUUUACCUCUUCAUCAUCAUCAUCAUUCUUAAUCAUAAAUGUAUUCAUUCUGGUGUGACAAAAAAAAAAACAAUACGUAAUGGCUAAUCAUAAUACAUUCGAAACAACGAAUGAACCAAUGAAUAAUAAUGGUGAUGAUUUACAAUCAUUUCAAUCAUCUGUUUCAUCAAUGGCUACUAAUCAUGUUAAUGAUAUUCUCAUUACACGAUCAAUAGCCUAUUGUCAAGAUUUCUAUCCUAAUGCAGGUAAAACGAAUCAUCACAAUCAUUCUAGUAAAUCAGAAUAUAUUGAAUCAAUACGAAAAUUUUUUCAUAAACAAAAAUAUCGUUUAAACAUACGUUCAUUGUUGUGUGGAUUCGUACCGAUUCUUAAAUGGCUACCAAAUUAUCGUUGGAAAAAUGACAUUAUACCCGAUGUGAUUUCUGGCACAACCGUUUUGGCAUUGAAUAUUCCACAGGGACUUGCAUAUGGUCAUCUAGCCGGUGUUGGUCCAAUCAAUGGCCUAUACGUAUCAUUAUUUCCAUUAUUAAUGUACGCUAUAUUCGGUACAUCACAUCAUAUUUCUAUUGGUACAUUUUCAGUCAUUUCAAUUGCCUGUAAAGAUGUUAUUGAAGGUAUUCAACUUGAAAACGAAGAAAAUGAUAUACAAGGACAACAACAAUAUGAACCAAUCGAAAUAUUGAUUACAUUAUGUUUACUUGUUGGCAUUAUUCAGCUCAUUCUAGGUAUAUUUCGAUUAGGCAUCCUAUCGAUUAUUUUAUCGGAUACAUUAAUAUCGGCAUUUAUUGUUGGCAGUGCUGUUCAUGUUUUUACCAAUCAAAUUUUCGAUUUUAUCGGUAUUGAAUCAAAACAUGAUGAUGAUUAUCAAAUACCGUUACCUAUGGAUAUAGUUAAUGCAUACAUUUCAUUUUUUAGCCGUAUUCAUCAAACCAACAUUGUCACAAUGUUUGUUUCAAUAAUUUCUGUUGCACUUUUAAUUGGAUGCAAAUAUUUACUCGAACCAUUUAUAAUGAAACGAUUUCGGUUUAAAUCGAUCACUAUUCCUAUUGAUAUUACUUUGGUCAUUAUUAUAACACUAUUAUCAUAUCUGUUUGAUUUUAAUGGCAAUUAUAAUGUAAACAUCAUUCCAAACAUACCAGUUGGAUUUACAGGAAUGCCCAGAAUUCCGGGUACAAAACUAAUGAUAAAAAUGAUACCGAAUGCAUUGUUGAUUUGUUUGAUAUCCUAUUUGAUAACAUUAUCAUUGGGUAAAAUGUAUGGCAAAAAAUAUGGCUACAAAAUAAAUCCCAAUCAAGAAUUGAUAGCAUUAGGUGCAGCCAAUGUUUUUUCAUCAUUCUUUCUUUGUUUUCCAUGCUGUGCAUCAUUAUCACGUUCAGCUGUACAAGAACGUGUUGGUGGCCGUACACAGCUAGUUAGUAUAAUAUCAUCUAUAUUGAUGGUCAUCAUUUUAUCAUUACUUUCAACAUAUCUACGUACAUUGCCCAAAUGUGUACUAUCAGCCAUUAUUACGGUGGCCAUUUUUUCCACAAUAAGACGUAUACGUGAAUUGAAAGAAGCAUGGAAAAUCUCAAAAUUAGAUGGUAUUCUAUGGAUUGUUACAUUCCUAUUCGUCAUAUUGUUUGGCGUUGAUAAUGGCCUUCUUUAUUCGAUUUUAUUCUCCUUUGUCAUAUUGAUUAUUAAAUUAAUCAAACCAACACUGAAAUUGAAAUAUCGUCAAGGUGAAACGGAAAUAUUCUUGGAAAUCCGAAACUCACAAUUUGAUCAUGAACGUGAACGUUUUUUUCAUUGUCUAAAUCGAGAGAAUCGUACGAUUGUUUUAGAAUUUCAAGGUCCAUUAAUGUUCAUUAAUGCAUUGUAUUUUCGUACUCGUUUCUAUUCAAUGAUUGGUCGUUUUGUUGUCGAAUUAUUUGAAAGAGAACAACGCAUUACUGCUGCUAUUGCUUCUGCACAAGAAAAAUUUUCCACAAUCAAUAAUUUAGAAUCAAACAUCAAAUCAACAACGACCACAAAAUUUCAACCAUAUCGAAUAUUAUUGGAUUGUAGUCGUAUGGCUUAUAUUGAUGCAAAAGGUGUUGAAGCUUUAUUGGAAACGAAUGAUUUACUGAAGAAAUAUAAUGGCCAAUUAUCAUUAGCAUCCUGUUCACAAUUGGUUUAUGAAAAUCUGGAGAAAUUUAAAUUUUUCAACAAAUUUAGCCGUUAUGAUUGCUAUAUAUCCGUUAUUGAUGCUAUUGUUAUGUUUCAAAAUAUUGAUAAAUAAUUUAACUCUACAAAUGUUUAAUAAAAGAAAAUAAUAAAUGGAUUUUUAUUUAA
Molecule: messenger RNA, 2416 nt
Organism: Dermatophagoides farinae (American house dust mite)
Lineage: Eukaryota; Metazoa; Arthropoda; Arachnida; Sarcoptiformes; Pyroglyphidae
Product: sulfate transporter
Biological process (GO): transmembrane transport
Cellular component (GO): membrane
Source: RefSeq, a predicted model, not a curated record